UACGAAUAUCGCGCCAGCAAAGCGCGCUGUUGACCCGCGCCUCAGGAAGCGAUAAAGGGGCUGUCUUCUGCUGUAGUGCCAUUUCGUGACGCUGUUCGCACCGGAUAGUGUGUUGCGACCGUCAGCAAGCGAUGCCUGCUCGAAGCCAGCGGUACGCGCUGGUGGGGUUCUCCGACGUGCUCGACUGGAAGCCCCUGGACUUCGUGAGGCCGCUACCGCCGUGCAUAGUGUGCGCCGUGUGCAGUGUGGUGCGCGCAGUGAUCACGCCGUUGCCGUGCGGUCACUCGCUGUGCGACUGCUGCAGCGAACAGUGUGCGGUGGACGGCGGUCGCCAGUGUCCGCUGGAUGGCGACCGCUACGCGGACGACGACGUCGUCAGGGCACGCUUCGGAGCUGACUACGUGCUGGAGAGAGAGGUUUACUGCUGGAACAGACAGUCUGGAUGUGAAGCCAUCUUGGCUGUCUCCGAGGUCUACACGCAUUUUCGCAGUGAAUGCAGACACCACUCUACGUUUUGUCCAAGAUGUUCCGAGACUGUUCUGCGCAACACGGUGUGCACACACAUCAGGUUGAACUGCAGUACUCCGGUGAUAACGAGUACUUCACUGAGAUCGCAAGAGCUGACUUCGACAGACGAAAUGAUCACGAGAGCAACCAAACAAGUUCUGGAAAAUCCUGUGGCAGAAAUUAAGGCCGCGUUGCACGCCAUUCUGAGCGAAAACAAUGCGCAAAGCAAUGCACUGAACGAUCUCUGUCUGAAAAUGGACGACGUGAUGGAUGUCAUCAUGCAAGAGUCGCGAAUGUCCCAAAUCGGAGAACGCUUCGCAAGUGCUUCUGAGCGCAGUGGCACUGACCAUUCGGUGGCACAGCACUUCGUGACGUCUAACAGUAGUUUAGCAGAAAUUUCUGAAAAUCUUCGCGGUUUAAGGGACGCCAUGACAAAAGUGGAACUCGCAACAAACCGCCACCGGGACACGCUGGCAGAAGCAACCGCAGAGGUUGGCGCAAUAAAAAUGGAAGUUGUUGAGGGUAAUCAAAAGAUAUUGCACGGAACAGAGAAAGUGAUUGCUCACUACUCAGUCCUACUUCGGUUUUACGAUUUCGUUGUACAAGGAAUUGACUCGCUAAAGCUUGCUGCAACCUUCGAGGGCAAGGCUCAUUUUCGCUGCAGUAAGAUAUAUUUGCGCGGCUAUUGCAUGUCGCCAGGAGUGUCCUUGCUGAAACAGGAGCAGUCGUUCUCGCUGCAUAUUCUGAUCUCUCUUCACAAGGGCGCAAUCGAUGACUUCGUGGAGUGGCCCUUCACGGAAAUAAUAAUGCUCAGCGUAAUACACCCGAUUUCCAGUCUGCAGCGCGAUAUUCGCUGCGAUUUCCCUCAGAAUGGCUCAAUCUUUCGGGAGAAACCAGUGGAGUCCAGCAACGAAGGAUCUUCCGUAAGUCCCUCGCUCUGCUUGAACGUUCUAGAGCGGGACGGAUACGUGCGGAACGACCAAUUACAAUGCAGAUGGACACUUCUGUGAAGUUCAGUGCAGUGCUCAGAACGGUUUCAAAACUGUUUCGCGGAAGGUCGUGAAGAGGAGGAUGUGCUCAUUCCGAAAUUCGUAUGUUUUCGAAUGCAGCGUUCGACGCGAAAACGUGCCAUUGUCAAAGCUGUUUUGUGUAUAUCAGCGUCAUGUGACUGUCUUUUAUAAAACUGUAUCAUCUGCGA
Molecule: messenger RNA, 1705 nt
Organism: Dermacentor andersoni
Lineage: Eukaryota; Metazoa; Arthropoda; Arachnida; Ixodida; Ixodidae
Molecular function (GO): protein binding
Source: RefSeq, a predicted model, not a curated record